AUGUCGAUGGUGAAGGAGCUCUCCGCCCGCAUGCUUGGAGUGAGGAUCGACAGCGAAGACUUGCUGGCCGAGCUGGGCAUGCUGCUGACGGACGACGGCGUCAUACGAAGGCACUCACAGCUGGAGAUGUAUGAGCUGUUCCCAGGCGACACCUUGCAGCUGCAGGAUGCCCUGCAGGGCAAGUCGGUGCAUGCAGGCGUGCAACUGCUCCGGAAGAAGCAGUUGCCACUGCCUGCGACCCUGAACUUCCUGCCAGCGCUCAAGGCGUCGGUGGCCAGCACAGUGGAGCGGGCUCAAUACUGCGAGUGCCACACGCACUUUGUUGGCUGGCGGGACAGCCACAGCAACCUGAAGACCAGCGCAGACUUCAUCGGCCUCAGCAAUCUUGCAGAGGAAUUCCGGGAGGCGCGCGCCAACCUCGUGAAGCAGGAGGAGGCCCACCAGUGCCCGCCGCGACGCAUCCCCGGGUUCUCGGCGCGGCGCGCGCCGGUGCUGGCGAUGAACCGUGGGUGCGGAUGA
This is a messenger RNA of Effrenium voratum, 519 nucleotides long. Lineage: Eukaryota; Dinophyceae; Suessiales; Symbiodiniaceae. The record is from the annotation of a GenBank genome assembly.